GAAGGCCAAAAACGUACAGAACAUCCAACGAAAUGGACCACUACGCUUCGCUGUCACCGGCAGCUACCAUCAUGUCCCACUAGUCCUUUUCACCGCUGAAAGCACGAUUAGGCGCGAAGUUGUUUUUACGGGGGAGGAAAGGAUACUUUUGCGCGCUAUUUCCAGUAAAACUGGCCAUUGCGGAUGAAAAAAAAAAAGAUUGCAUAAUGAAUAGGCCUAGGCCACAGUUGAAGGCACAAUCCUGCCAAAAAAAAAUUGAAAGUAACGACAAAAACCUUACAUCACGUCGAGGAGCCGUCCACAAUAAUGGUGACAGAUAAAAUAUCUCUAUUAUUUUUUUUGGGGGGGGUCUGCGACAGUAAAGUACAGUACCCAGAACAGACGGCCAAAAUAUUCCCUUUACGUUUGCUGAUAUGCAAAAUACAAGCAAUGAUUGUGUACACAGAACACGCAGUGUGACCAAGCAGCGGAAGUGAUGAAGAGCUGUGAGAGCAAAGUACAUUACCCUUUAUGAUAAUAAUCACCAAGGCCUCGUGCCAUUACUGUUCUCUCGUGCGUUGCGCGCUUAGUGGUUUUGUUCGACCCGCACAGGCCUGCACUGUACCGUCAGGCCGAUCUCGGCGUCUGCCCCAUAUGAGCUGAGGACGCGGUGCAAUCCGGAGGCCAUCUUUAAGAAGCUAUUGUUCCAUCAGAUGCGAGGAGUCGUCCAAAUCGAGUCACCCACAGCGUCACGCGCGUAUUAGAUGACCCAGAGUGAGAUUCUAGAGACACCGAUUUGGAGGGAGUCAUAGGCUACAAUAAGUGUCCGUUUUCCAGUCGUUUCUUGGACCACACAAGCAAGGAUGACAACCCCAAAACUGAGCGCUGUGAUCAAUUUCUACGAGAAGAUAACCCCGCCGCCAGAUUUUGCGACUUUCGUCGAUGGAUGGAAGAGCCUAGGCCAAUACGUGGAGACGCUGGAUCACUACAUAGCCGCACAGCUUCACCGGAACAUCGACGAAAAGGGCUUGUUUCCUUACGCAAAUUUCUCAACGUUUACCGGUUCCCAUGAGAGGAUUAUCAACGACUUCAUGCACCCUGAUCCGGAACUGAUUAAGGCUGUGGUCAAGGGUCACGGUAUGCCAGGAGUUCAAGUGAAUCACCCAGGUGGUUAUGACGAAAUCGCGACACUGGAAGGAAAGCCGAUAAUUCCCGACAUGCCUGCUCGCCUCGACUCGCUGUUUAUCCUGAGUGCCUUCAGGAGUAAGGUCUCCGACACAGAACUGAGCAACAGCGGUGACCUGGAGAAGGAGUGGCUACGCUGGACGGGCAUAACCGCGGUAAAGGAGGCAGCCCCUGCCGGGGUCCGCCUCGGUACAGCCGGGCUGUACAAGCGGUUUACCCCUGGAGAACCCUACAAGGCUGUAACGUAUGUGAUGAGGUGCGAGCUCCUCGGGUUGAAGGAGAACUUCCAACCCGGGCUGGAAGUGGUGAAGAUCAUUAAAGAGACGGGGGCACCGGAGGGCCUGGAGUUAGUAGACAGCGCCCUCUACUGCCUCGACGAAGACACCAUUAGCGUGGCUGCGAAAUCCAAAUAAGUGUGACAUCACUCCCAUGCCGCUAAAUAAACCAACCAAAUCACAUAACAUAAGAGAUCCUGAACAGAGCAAAUGAUAAUGGUAUUGAAAUCGUUGCAGUUACUCACGCUUCAUAAUAUACUAUAGCCAAUCAAGGUGAUUUCUAAAACAUUCAAUUUGACAGCUUCCUGCACGUAAAGAAAAGUCACAUAAAUGGUGUUUCAGUGAAAAUCUUAUUUGCGCGAUAAAAUUUAUAUAGGCUACUUCCUCAUGUUUUACGACUUUAGUUUUGUAUAUUAUUGUUAAAAAGAAAAUGGGGGGGGGGUUACUGGUCCCUGAAUCAACGGUGGCUUAGCCACGUUGACUUAAAGUCCAAGAAAAGAACUACCCAUCACGCGUAAUUUUCAGAUAUGAACAUUAAAGGGAACGAUUUUCCAAAGAAUUCAUAUUAAUUUUAGGUCCGAGUGGGAAUGUUCCAGAUUGGGAAAAUUAUCACCCGGAGAAUGAAGAUUUUAAAUCAUAACAUCGAUUGAAAAAAAAUUACAUGUGAUUAGACACAAUCAAAACCCCUGCAGGUCUUCUUCAGCACAUGCGAAUUGCAUGUUUUCCUGUUUUGGAAAGACAAUUGCAGAGAGUGAGGGAAAUGGUCCUUUCGAAAAAAGGCCCAUUGUGGGGGAACGACGAUUUUCCAGGAAUGAUGGGGAAACUCUUCACUUAUGAUUCAUCAUUGUAAAGCUGCUCUUGAGGAAAUUAUGAUGGCAGUUUCAAUUCAUGUACAGUCGGACCUCACAAACAACUGGUCCUUUGGACUUUGCAGAUUACCAUAUAACAUGAACCGUGUAUUAUCAGGAAUGAAAACAGUGAAGACCAAAUAAUUGGGCCCUAAAAUUUCCUCUCAGUUUAAGCAGAAUGUUGUACUAACAAUGAUCUUAAUAACGAAGUUCGACUGAACAUGUUCCUAUCAUACUAAAGACGCAGAUUCAAGUAUAAAAAAAGAAAUAUAUUCUGAUAUGAAAACAUAUGCACCGGAAAUUGUUCAUUUAUUCCGGAGUGGUUUUAACUACGAUAAUCAUCUCCAGCCCCAAACAGAAGGCUGACAAAAAUUCCACAGACCGGCAAUGAAACAAACUACGAAUGAUUUCAGUGGAUAUACAAGCGGACUGGUGCAUGAUACACAAGCGAACUGGUGUAUCGACUAUUGUUUUAAAACACCCCUUUGAUAAAUCGAAUCCGUCCGGUUAUAAUCAACUUAUUUGGGGCAAAACCGUUUCUUUUGUAAUUUUGUUUUUGAUAUUGUGGCAGAAACGUUUCAAAGAGAACACCAAAGCAUCGAGUAGCUCGGACCAAGUUUACAAUAAUUAGGCCUAUGUGAAAUUCUUAGAUUUUUAUACGUAAAUCUGGGCUCGCCUUUCGUUCCAGGACAUUCAACUUUCUAUAUAACGCUGCUGAUGUCAUUGGUAAAUGUUAAAUACUUCAAAUACAUGUAGUUAUUCGAGUUCUUUUGUAUUCCUUUAUCAAUAAAACAGAAAUAGCCAGCUUAAAGAA
This is a messenger RNA of Acanthaster planci (crown-of-thorns starfish), 3101 nucleotides long. RefSeq lists its product as uncharacterized. The record is from RefSeq and is a predicted model, not a curated record. Lineage: Eukaryota; Metazoa; Echinodermata; Asteroidea; Valvatida; Acanthasteridae.